UUAUUUGGGUUCUGUGGGUGGUGUUUUGUUAUAUCUUCGUUUUGUUACUGACGGUAAAGAUUAGUAUUGCAUUUUUGGGUCAAUAUUUACAGCCAUAUUAACCUCAAACAGACGUGUAUAAAACUGCAGACAAUUUUUUUUUUUUUUUUCCUUCUUUUCUCCCUGCUCUGCCUCAUCCUUUCAGUACGUGCGCAGGAAAAUGGUGUCCUCUCUGUGUCACUCAGCGCCUCUUCGCGCCUGUCUGCUGCGCUGCUCCUGAGCAUGUAGUGCCAGGGCCACGUCCUGAUUGGCUGCGCCGCUGCAGGUCCGUCUCCGCGCGCCCUUAUCCUGAGCCCGGCAGCACAUCCCGUGCACACCAUAACAGCAGCAUCAUGGACAAGGAGCGGGCCGUCUUACUAGUCUCCUCCAGCAUCAGCCGUGGGCUCGAAGCGCGCGACUCGGCGCCUUGGGAAACGUGUCUUCCCGCCGUUAUACAUCUCUCACUCCAAUCUGCCAGGGGCGCCUGCCUCAGUCCGCUGGAAAAAAUGCGAGUUGAUGCGUCGGAGAUGUUGAGCGUGCAGAACGGCUGCGUACAACCGCACGAGCGGCGGGAAGAAAAAGAAGAAAAAGAGGAGGAAGAGCAGGAGAAGAAGAAGGAGGAGGAAGAGGAGGAGGAGGAGCGCGUGGGGAGCUCGGGGAGCCCGCGGAGCCCGCGGAGCGCCCAGAAUUAUGAGGGGCCCAAGCGCAGUCGCGAGGUCGUGUGGAGGAACGUGUUCCUCAUGAGCCUGCUGCACCUCGGGGCCCUUUACUCCCUGUUCCUCAUCCCCCAGGCGCACCCUCUUACCUGGAUCUGGUCCUACGUAUGUUUCAUGAUCAAUGCACUUGGAGUGACAGCAGGAGCUCACCGCCUUUGGAGUCACAGGUCUUACAAAGCCAAGCUGCCUCUAAGAAUCUUCCUCGCUGCUGCUAACUCCAUGGCCUUCCAGAACGACAUCUUUGAAUGGUCUCGAGACCACAGGGUCCACCAUAAGUACUCCGAGACAGAUGCAGACCCCCACAAUGCCAAGCGGGGCUUUUUCUUUGCACAUGUGGGCUGGCUGUUUGUGCGGAAGCACCAAGAUGUGAUCGAAAAAGGCAAAAGGCUUGACCUCAGUGACCUCUUGGCUGACCCCGUGGUGGUGUUUCAGAGAAAGUACUACAAGAUAUCCGUCGUGCUCAUGUGCUUUGUGGUCCCCACAUUGGUGCCGUGGUACUUCUGGGGCGAGUCACUGUGGAACGGAUACUUCCUGUCCUCCAUCCUGCGUUACACUAUCUCACUUAAUGUCAGCUGGCUGGUCAACAGUGCUGCCCACAUGUAUGGAAACCGGCCAUAUGACAAAACCAUCAGCCCCAGAGAAAACUGCUUUGUCACCUUCGGCGCAAUCGGUGAGGGUUUCCACAACUACCACCACACGUUCCCCUUUGACUACUCUACCAGCGAGUUUGGCCUGCACCUUAACCCCACCACCUGCUUCAUUGACCUCAUGUGCUGGCUGGGCCUAGCAAGCAACCGCAAGAAAGCCUCGCCAGAGAUGAUCCAGGCACGCAAGCUCAGGACAGGGGAUGGCAGCGCUUGAGGACCAGCCUCCCGGUUCGGCAGAAACUCCGUUGAAGAACAAACGGAGUGGAUGUUGUCAUGUUUUAGGGUAAAUCUGUUUUCAGAAGCUAUCUUUAAGGAUGGAGAGAUGUAUUUUUCUCCCACAACCUCUUUUGUUUGUUCUGUUUUUUUUCCCCCUGCUUCAUUUUCCAUACUCUGACAUUUUAGUGGCAUGAUUUUUUUCCCAGUUUCAUGUUUAUUGUUUGAAUUCUUAAAUUGACAUGUCUAAUCAAUUAUUUGGAAAAUUCUGUAUGUCAUAGCUGUUAGUAUGUGUGUUCCAAAGCUUCCACUUUGUGAUGAAAUUAUUGGUCUGAUAGCUUUUGAUGACAUGUGUUCCCCUUUUGCAUUGCUGAGCCUGAAUGGAUGGCCAUGAGGGUGCUGAGUCCUAGAAGACAGUAGUGUAACCGUGCAACACCAGUUGUUUUAGCUUAUAUAAUCUGUCUGUUGAAAUAGCCCUGCAACCUGUUUAUUCAACCUCUUUAUUCAUUUUUGCCUUUUCUUUUUAAUGGCCCAAUUCUUUUCUGUGCCACUGUAUAUAAUGAUGAUGCUAAUUAUUAUUAUUUCUUGGCCAGCACAGUGUAUAACGGUGCUGCCUCACAGCACCUGGGCUGUUCAGGCAUAGGUUUGAAUUCAACUCGGUCUGUG
Messenger RNA from Scleropages formosus (Asian bonytongue), 2260 nucleotides. RefSeq names its product stearoyl-CoA desaturase 5-like. The transcript has 5 exons. Lineage: Eukaryota; Metazoa; Chordata; Actinopteri; Osteoglossiformes; Osteoglossidae. Gene Ontology annotation, biological process: unsaturated fatty acid biosynthetic process. The coding region runs from base 372 to 1595 and encodes 407 amino acids. Gene Ontology annotation, cellular component: endoplasmic reticulum membrane. Gene Ontology annotation, molecular function: stearoyl-CoA 9-desaturase activity; iron ion binding. The record is from RefSeq and is a predicted model, not a curated record.